AUGGCAAGUAAGUUGUCCAUUUUUAUCCUUUGUCUUGAUUUGGUAGUGGUUCAGACCACAGCAGCAAGAGAAAUGCCAAGUGACAAAGGUCUUUCUAACCAAAAGAAUGUUUUCGGAGGCGCUGAAGGUAUCGGGGACAUUGGUAGCAAUGCCCUGCCUUAUGGUGGAGUCAUAAGUGGAGUAGGUGUCAACGUUGGUGGAAUUGGUGCUGGAAUUGGUGGAGGAGCUAGAUUUGGUUCAGUAGGUGGAUUAGGUGGUGGACUAGGGGGUUUAGGAGGACUAGGUGGUGGCUUUGGUGGUGGUGUUGAUGCUAGUGGUGCUGAGAACCUUCCACGUCCAUAA
Messenger RNA from Capsicum annuum, 342 nucleotides. RefSeq names its product glycine-rich protein 5-like. NCBI's taxonomy places the organism in Eukaryota, Viridiplantae, Streptophyta, Magnoliopsida, Solanales, Solanaceae. The record is from RefSeq and is a predicted model, not a curated record. Bases 1 to 342 code for a protein of 113 amino acids. The transcript has a single exon.